AUGGGAUGCGGAUGUUCGCUCGGAGCGGAGACUUUGGUUCCCACUGAGGGCCUGUUCUUCCAGAACUUCAAGCUCGGCAAGAAGUUGGGCGAGGGGGCUUUCGGACAGGUCCGCCUGACCACCAGGAUCAGCACUGGUGCGACCUAUGCCGUGAAAAUCAUGGACGUCCGUCGCUCUGGAGAUGACAAGUCUCUGGACGUGCACAUCCUCAGGGAAGCGCGCAGCGAAUCGCAGCUCCUGGGGGAAGUCUCAGGCCACCCACAUGUGGUGGCUUUGUAUGAGACAUACUUGGAGACACCGGGCUUGUUCUACAUGAUCAUGCAGAGGUGCUUUGGGUCUUUGAUGGAUAGUCUUUGUGACAUGCCGAAGCUCGCCGAGUGUAAGCUCAGGCGAAUGUUCCGACAGAUGCUGUCGGGCAUCGGCGCUUGUCACGAUGCCAGGAUAGUCCACAGAGACAUCAAAUUGGACAACUUCUUGUACGGCGGCGAGGACCAAGAGACCAUCAAGUUGUCCGACUUCGGACUUGCUGCCAAAAUCCCUUCGUCUGGCUACCUCAAGGGUGUGUCAGGCACGGCGCCUUACAUGUCACCGGAGAUGCUGGCAAAGAAGUCGUACAGCACGCAAACCGAUGUUUGGUCCUUUGCCUCUACGGUGUAUGUCAUUUUGUACGGUGAUGUGCCGUACUCACCAUCGCAGCCUUCGCCUGCAGCUGUGAAGAAGGCCAUCGCGACUGCGCAUCCUCCACCUCGAUGGAUGCGAAGCGCAAAGCUGGCCAAGCGGUACGACCAGCCGUGCUCAGGCGCAGAGAAUUUCUGCCGCUUUUUGCUGGUGCGAGAGCCUUCACAGCGGCCAACUGUCCACGCGGCGCUGAUGCACAGCUUCGUGGAGGAUUGCAUUCCCGAGAAGGUGCGGGAGGAGUCGCCCGUCCUCAUUGAGACAGCUGGGGAGCAGGUGCGGACAAUUGCGGAGAUGUUCAAGCUGGAGAAGCCUCGCAUCAUCAGCCGAAGACUGGAUGAGGUUUUGGCACGACUGGAGAACGCCGGGCCGCCGUUGCCACAUGGGGACAUUUCCGAGGUUGCAGGAGGGCACUGUUUCUCCGAAGAGCUUCCGCAGUACUCCUCUGGCGAGGGCGAGGACAAGAUUACCUUCGCGACAUCUCUGCGCCGCAAGGGCUCCGAGAAGCGCAUUGUUGUCCAUCAACGAUGUCACAGUGCCGAGAUGGGAUUCGGGAGGGGCGAUCGGCGGGCACACACGCAUUCGGGCGUCACAGAAGAGAAUUGGGAGGACUUGCUGCCGCAUAUCUUGCCUGGUGCUCCGGAAGAGAGGUCUCCGCGGCACCAGACGCUGAAGUGA
Molecule: messenger RNA, 1353 nt
Organism: Effrenium voratum
Lineage: Eukaryota; Dinophyceae; Suessiales; Symbiodiniaceae
Source: the annotation of a GenBank genome assembly